GCGUGCCUCGGGCGCUCGUGAGCGCUAUCUCCGAGCUAUCUUUGAAGGACGCCACAGUCGGCGCCUUGCUCCAGUUCGUGUACGACCUGAACCUCUGGGCGACCCUCGGUGCGAAAAAGAACCUGGGGCUCGACAACGUGCCGAUGCGGAUGCUCAUGAAGGGCCAUGCCUUCUCGCCGCUCUAUUGGAAGGAGGUGCACAAUGCCCUUGUCGACCUCGUACGCCAGGUGGGCUUCCCGAAGCUGUUCUUCACCAUUGCGCCGUGGGAGCCAUGCUUCAAGUACCACGACUGGCUGCGCGAUGAAAUGGAGAAGACACUGCGAACCCGCAUGUACCUCCCCGUGGGCGAGACGCUGCACAUGUCGCACGUGCCCAUGCAGAUCGUCCGAGGCAUGCUGGCGGGCAAUAACUCCCAGAAUAUGGGCGACAGCAGCAAAUGCUGGACACAGCACGUGUUCGCCGCGAAAGACGCCGACGGCAAACAGGUUCGCGUCCAGACUUUCACGCGGCUGGAGUUCCAGGACGGCAGCCGCAAGGAGGACACGAAGCGCUACGACGGCUCCGGCCGGCCGCACCUGCACGUUCUGUUCUUCGCGGACGACGACGCCAUGGCGAACAUGGGAUUGGAGCAUCACCUCUUUGCGACCAAGCCCGACGGCUUCUCGGACGACCUGAAGGGCUAUGUGGACGGAUCGCAGCUCAACAAGCACGGCGACGCAGAGAGCAAGUGGCCGAUCUACCACGGCCCGUCGGGGGUGCACGGCGACGAUGGUGUCCUCCAGCUCAAGCACACCGAGGAGGACCACGACGCGGGCCUCCGAGCGUACUGCGCUGACGUAAUGGACGGGCUCCCUUGCCAUCAGGACUGGCAGACCAGCGACGGGGAGGCCAUGCUCCUGCAAUACGUGUCCAAGUAUGUGGCGAAGUUCUCGGACAGCAGCUACGACGAGUGGAUGAGCGACAAGGCCUCCGCGGACAGCGUGGCCAGGCGCGUCUGCUUCGAGUACCACCCCUACGAGCCAGAGAUGAUCCUGCAGCUGUGUGGAGCGCAAUUCAGACAGUACGACAUCUCUACGGUCAGCGGCGGCUUCCGCACCGUGACGGCGCCUUACUCGGGCAUGGCGGAUGUGCCCGACUGGGUCCAGAGGUAUGUUGACUGCUCGUGGCGCCACGAGGGCAUGACGCUCUUGGAGUGGCUUCGGAAGACUACUGACGACGGCGCCAUCGCUGGAUGGCUGAAGCGCAAGCACAAGCAGGAGCUGGUGUUGGCCCUGUACAGGCGGUACCGCGCGACCUUGCCCGAGGGCGAGGAGCCCCAGGCGCUCGACGCUCACUGGCGCUUCCUGCGCGCUGAGUACAAAGGCAUGGCCGAUGCUGAUGGCGGAGGUAGCGGGAACAGUGACAAAGCCUCCGACGCCGAAGACGAGGAGCAGCCGAAGACCUUCGAGGAGUUCCUCGCGAAGAAGCACAGAGACGAAAAGAGCGAGGGCGAGGGCGACUUUCCGAACCUCAAGGAGUUCGCGCGAGCCUACCGCAUGCAGGGCGAGAAGGUGGUCAGCGUCGACACGGUAUACGAGCUCAACGACCGCUACUACGGCCAGUGGGCUGCAAUGAACGUGCCGUUCCGAUCGCUCGACGAGCUCGAGUUCGAGGAUGUCAAUCGCCUGGUUCCGCAGAAAUACAAGUAUCUCGCGGCGGCGCUGCGACUGUGCUCUGACCAGGGCCGCGUCGCUGAAGAGCACCAUGACUUGUUCACCGAUGACAGGCGGCUCGUGGACUACAUGAGCGCUUCCGCGAAGUCCAGCAAGUUCACCGAGGCUGUGCAUCGCAUGAUCGUGGGGCAGCGGAAGCUGAUCAACAUGUACCUGACGGGCAUCAUCGACAAGGCCGACGAGAAGGCCGCGGCCGACGUCGAGGCCGCCGUCAUCGGCAACCGCAGGCCAGCGCGCGACGAGGGCCAGGAGGAGGUCGACUUCAACCCGAAGCAGCUGCAGCUGGAGGAGGCGAUCAACGAGCGCGUGGACCGCGCGGUGCGGGCAGAGCUGUCGGAGGACUGGGAGGAGGCCGACGAGGCGCGCGAGGAAGCCUACAAGAAGAACACGCCCGUCAUCUGCUUAGGAAAGCCUGGAACUGGGAAGACCACCGUGGUAAAGUUUUGCAUUCGGCGCGCCCAGGAGCAAGGCGCGCGCGUGCUCUUCGCCCUCCCGACGGCGCAGCUGUCCAGCCGCAUGAGAGCCGCGCUGCAAGACCUGGGGGGCCUAACGGUGGACACGUGCCACGCCGCAUUCAAGCUGCACGAUCCAAUCACAGAGAGUCUUCACAGGAUGACGGACUUCGACUUGGUGGUGGUUGACGAGGUAUCGCUGCUGAGUUGCGAAAGCUUCGAGCGCAUCCUGAAGCUCUGGAGCGUCGCGGGGAAAGUCCCCGCGCUGGUCUUCCUCGGAGACAAGCACCAGCUCCCUGGGGUGGAACCGACACGUCCUUGGGAGAGUGCCGCAUGGAAGCGGCCGCGCUGCUUCCACGUGAAGCUCACCGAGACCUGGCGGUGCAAGGAGGAACGCUUCCAGGAGAUCCUGGACGAGCUCCGGACAGACAAGCCCUCCAAGGAGACGUUCCGCAAGAUCGUGCGCGGCCACAAGGCGUGGAAGAGCAGAGGCGACCCCGCGCCCGCCGAAAUGAAGAAGCUCUUCGAGAAGCACCCAGACACGCGGAUCGUCACCUGCACGCGCAGGGGCGCUGCGGCCGUGAACGAGGCGGCAGUCGCUGCGCUGUACGGCCGCAAGACCCCGCUGGCCAGGCUGGACGGCGACGUGGAACUCAACCCCGAGAACUACCUGGAUGGCAAGCUUCGCACUGAUCGCCGUCUGGUCCCAAGCAGAGUACCGAUUCACAAGGGAAUGCAAUUGUACCUGACGAAGAACAAGAACAAGGAGGCCGACGAGGUGAAUGGCAUGCUUUGCGUGGUGGAGAACUACCACGCCGAGGAGGACAUGCUGCGCGUGAUGACGAAGACGGGCCACCGUCUGGCGAUCACUCGCUGGACCGACCGCGAGAAGGGCAAUGCGGUCUACUUUCCGAUUCGUCUCGGCUACGCCAGCACCAUCGACAAGGUGCAGGGCGACGAGUUCCCCCACAUCACGAUAUACCUGGACGGGUGGCCUAGACCAGCAGCGGGAUAUACAGCGCUCAGCCGCGUUGCAACGUCGGAUGAUUACUUGAUCGGCGGCUUCGUGGAGCGCGACAACUUCAUACCCGCGUUCUGA
Molecule: messenger RNA, 3263 nt
Organism: Prorocentrum cordatum
Lineage: Eukaryota; Dinophyceae; Prorocentrales; Prorocentraceae
Source: the annotation of a GenBank genome assembly